Molecule: messenger RNA, 1797 nt
Organism: Aureobasidium pullulans EXF-150
Lineage: Eukaryota; Fungi; Ascomycota; Dothideomycetes; Dothideales; Saccotheciaceae
Exons: 2
Coding region: 1-1797 (598 amino acids)
Biological process (GO): positive regulation of transcription by RNA polymerase II
Cellular component (GO): nucleus
Molecular function (GO): zinc ion binding; DNA-binding transcription factor activity, RNA polymerase II-specific; transcription cis-regulatory region binding
Source: RefSeq, a predicted model, not a curated record
AUGGCCGAGAGGAAUUCUGAAGUACUUGAAGCUUCGACAUCGAUAUCAACCACACCUGCAUCUGCCUCGGCAAAACAAGCUCCUGCCACUACUCGCGCAGCACAGCAUAAAAGAUCUUGGAGUGGGUGUGCGAGGUGUAAAAAACGGAGGCAGAAAUGCGAUGAGAAUAGACCAGAGUGUGGGAGGUGUAAAGCUGCUAAUGUGGAAUGUGUUUAUGAGGUCAAGUUGAGAUGGGGAGGGAGAGCGUUCGGUCAAUCGAGGUUUGGAGCGUGCAUUUCUGAUACUACGACGGCUUCGAAAGACAAGGUCAAGAAACUUGGAAGUGUGGAUAAGGGAUUCAUCUAUACUGUCAACAGCUUCCAGGUUCAGCCUCAGCCUCCGAGGGUUACUGCACCUCCAGCUCCUGCGGUACAGGAAGCGAUACCUGUUGAGCAGUUUCUUGGAGAGCCAGACUUGCACGACUUACCACCACUUGAUCUGGAUCUGGACGACUCUUUGGCCUUGGUUUCUACAACCUCACCUGAUGGUAUACAACUGGACGACUACGACAUCGACUUCUUCCCGUUAUUCACACCAGUCGACCCAUUCGUCAAUCUUGGAACACUAGACCGCUCUCUACUGGACCACUUCAUCAACGGAACCUCACACGUCAUCUCCUGCCACUCCAAAGUCCAAGAAGACGUCUGUCGAGUAAUCGUCCCAGCAGCAUUACAAAGUCCGACCCUCUUCUACGCCACCGCAGCUCUAUCAGCCAUCCACCACAAAUCACGACAAGGCUUCGACAGCAACACCCUCCGUCAAGAUCCCCUAAUCUCUCGCCUCCUAACCAAUAGUCUCUUCGGUCUUCAAAGCGAUCUUCUGGAAAAAGACGUCAAUAAAAGUAGUGUCCUCCUCGCCACAAUCCGCACACUCUUCCUCUGUGAAGUUCACGCCGGCGGCGACAGACCCGGAACCUGGCGCGCUCAUUUCGAAGGCGCAAAAGCUUUGAUGCUGGAUAUAGAGUCCUGGCAAGGCUACUCUUCGAAACAACGAGACAGCACGAGAUAUUUUUUGAAACGCUGGUACAACAUGACCGAAUCCUUUGUAGCGCUCACGACAGACGGCCUCGCCUCUGGCCAAUUGGCGAGAUUUGGCCACCCACGCACCCUCGACGGCGAUGAAGAGGAAAAAGUCUAUCUCGACGAAUACGCAGGUUUCGCCACAGAUCUGACACCCAUAUUCCGGGAAAUCGGCGCGGCGGCUUGGGAACGACGGAAUGACAUUCAACCCACCAUCCUCGAAGAGGGAGAUCUAGACGAGGAAGCUGCGUCACUUGCAACUUGCAUCUGGACAAGAUUGGACGAAGCCAAAAUCGCACCCCCCAGAUUUCGCCCCGGAGUCGAGGAACAGCUGUCGUCACGCCAAAAAGCGGAUUUCUUGUGCUGUAAUGAGAUUUGGCAUCAUAUGGCAUUGAUCUACAUAUACCGCCGCAUCUCCAACCACUCUGCUUUUUCACCGCCAGUGCAGAGUUCCGUACGCACGAUCCUCUGCUGUAUAGAGAGUUUGACUGCUACUCCUGGCUUGACUCCUCUAGUGGUAAUGACGACACCUUUGUUUGCCGCUGGAUGUGAAGCUCAAGGGGAAGAUAGGGAUAGAGUGAGGAGGUUAUUGCAAAAUAUGUUUGAGUUGCUGCAUAUCCCUAAUAUCCAUCGGAGUCUGGAAGUGUUGGAGAGUUUUUGGGCUAGUACGGAGAGGGGGGAAGCGCAUGAUUGGGAUAGCUUCAUGCAUGAUCAGAAUUGGGAUUUCUUGCCAUAUUGA